CGGGUGAAGCCCGCGCACUGCACACUGGGAGCUGAAAUAUCGUGCGCAUGGCCUACCCCGUGAAGCACCCGCGACCGAGUGGCGCAGCCUGCAAGUAGAACAGCCGCUGGUGGAAGCGAACGGGACGGGCCUGCGUCCCGAGCGGCAGCCGAGGAAGGGCCUACCGCUGCCGGGUGCUCACUUAAACUCGCCGCUCUCGGCCUGCAGGGGAUGGUGCCCACGUGAGUUUGCGGCACGGCAAAUCAGAGGGAGGUCGCAAAUUGUCGCCAAAAGCAACGCGGUGGUCGGGUCCCGGUUUGAAAGUCUGAGGGGGAGAUAAUCGGAAUUAAACCGAAUCGAACGGAUUCGACACUCCCAACAGCGGCAAAUAUUGGAUUGAAAUGUCUUUCCGUGGGGGCAGAGGCGGUGGAAGAGGUGGAGGCUUUGGUGGAGGAAGAGGACGUGGCGGUGGCGGUGGAUACCGCGGUGGUGGGCGAGGAAACUUCAAUAGAACAUUUGAUCAGGGGCCCCCUGAGAGAGUAGUAGAACUGGGACAUUUCAUGCAUCCAUGUGAAGAUGACAUUAUUUGCAAGUGCACCUCAGAAGAAAAUAAAGUGCCUUAUUUCAAUGCGCCAGUGUACUUGGAAAACAAAGAACAAAUCGGGAAAGUUGAUGAAAUAUUCGGACAGCUUAGGAAUUUUUAUUUUUCUGUUAAGUUAUCAGAGAACAUGAGUGCCAGUUCCUUUAAGCGACCACAGAAGUUUUACAUUGAUCCAGCAAAACUACUCCCGCUGCAGCGAUUUUUGCCACGACCACCUGGUGCAAGAGGUCAGAUGAGGGGAGCGCGUGGUGGAGGUCGAGGUGGACGUGGCUUCCGAGGUGGGGGCGGCGGUGGCGGCAGCAGAGGUGGCGGCAGAGGUGGUUCUUUCAGAGGAGGCAGAGGUGGAGGUUUCAGAGGAGGCAGAGGUGGUGGAGGUGGAGGAGGACGUGGCUUCAGAGGUCGUGGAGGAAGGUGAAGGUGGAUAUUUAAGAUUUUGGCAGCAAGCACACCUCAACUUCCACACAGAUUCUUUGUUCUUUGUGCAAGUCAUGCAUUUGCAUUUAUGGAUUGUACCAAACUGAAGUAUAUUUUAAGACCAGCAUCAGUUUUUGUAUUUGCAUAGUACUGUUUUGAUGUAUUUGAUGGUCCUUUGUAUGUAAUUUCUAUUCUAGUUCAACAAGUUUUGAGCCUGUUUGUGUGUUUAAAAACAAAAGUACAAAUGUAGUCAAUGGUUUGAAUUAAAUUUUAUAAUGUUCUACAGAUAUAAAAGUACUUGAUUUACAAAGUAUUAUGAUAUUGGUUCAGCAAAAUUUGUUUUAAAAUAAAUGUUACUA
Messenger RNA from Hypanus sabinus (Atlantic stingray), 1353 nucleotides. RefSeq names its product GAR1 homolog, ribonucleoprotein (gene gar1). Gene Ontology annotation, biological process: ribosome biogenesis; snoRNA guided rRNA pseudouridine synthesis. The record is from RefSeq and is a predicted model, not a curated record. Bases 381 to 995 code for a protein of 204 amino acids. NCBI's taxonomy places the organism in Eukaryota, Metazoa, Chordata, Chondrichthyes, Myliobatiformes, Dasyatidae. Gene Ontology annotation, cellular component: box H/ACA snoRNP complex. The transcript is spliced from 7 exons. Gene Ontology annotation, molecular function: box H/ACA snoRNA binding.